Gekko japonicus is the source of this 2946-nucleotide messenger RNA. RefSeq names its product cyclin-dependent kinase inhibitor 1-like. The record is from RefSeq and is a predicted model, not a curated record. Gene Ontology annotation, biological process: regulation of mitotic cell cycle; signal transduction by p53 class mediator. Gene Ontology annotation, molecular function: cyclin-dependent protein serine/threonine kinase inhibitor activity. Gene Ontology annotation, cellular component: nucleus. The transcript is spliced from 3 exons. Bases 44 to 550 code for a protein of 168 amino acids. NCBI's taxonomy places the organism in Eukaryota, Metazoa, Chordata, Lepidosauria, Squamata, Gekkonidae.
GGAGCGAGAGAGCAGGAGUCCCGGCAGUGGCCCGCUUUUUUCCAUGGAAUUACUGCUUUCUGCACUUGUAACCGAUAGGCAAAAAGGAGAGAGGAUGGAGCCCAGAUCCACGGACAUAAAGUGUGCACGGAGGACUCUCUUUGGUCCCGUGGACCCCAGUCAGUUGCAGCAGGACUUCCAGUGCAUGCUAUCUGCAAGCAUGGAGAGGGCCAAGCAAAAGUGGAACUUCGACUUCUUGCAAGAGGUGCCUGCGGAAGGCCUGCUGCAGUGGGAAGAGCUGCAGGAACAGGAGGUCCCAGCCUUUUACCACACUUGUAUAGUCGGGGGGGCUCGUAAACCACUGCAGCCUGUGAACCGGACAGUAGCCCAGGAAGCCCAAACUCGUCUCACAGUGAAGCUGAGAGAGAAAGCCAGGCCUGCCAAGAAGACGGGAGGGAAGAAGAGCCAGGCAAGGAAGAAGCGAAGGCAGACAUCUUUGACCGAUUAUUACACCACAAAGAAGCAAGUCAAAAUGGAAAUGCAAACUCCUGAAAAGAAACUGGCCUUCUAGAAUGGAGUGUUGUGGGAUGAGCCUGAUCCCAGAUUUUCUGGUUUAUGCAGCGUACUACAGUUGCAGAAACAGGGCAUUCAAGAAAACUGAAAUGGAAAUGUUGAGAACAUCAACAGUCCCUCAUAGGGAGGCCAAACAAACUGAGCGCUCCUUUUCCUAAGGGAUGUUCCCCUCUUUAAAAAGCUGGCAGUCAAAUAAGAAACAGGCUAACUGUAGCGACAACAGCAUCACAAAGGAUAUUGCUUAUCAGAUAACAGUUAGCAUAUGAGUAGACGUUCAAAAUACUAUGUAUGAACACAUUGUAAAUGCCAUUAUAUGGUUCUGCGGGGUGUAUGUUUAUUAUUUGAACUUAUAUGUAUUGACUUUCCAGUUUCAACAUGAUGUCUGGGAAUAGGAGAGGGAAUUCGAAGAGCGGAGUCAGCAUUCCAGGCCCUUCCGCUCAAUUACAAAGAUGGCCCUUCUUAAAAAUUGCUUGCUGAUGUGGCAGCUAUUAAAGCAGCUGAGCUUGCACUGAGAACAAGUGGAGGCCCUGUGUUAGUCCAGUUACCUCAGCUAGGAAUCUGCUCACUGGUUCUCCAUCCAGAAGGGUUUUUCCCCUACUGUCACCUUAGUUUAUGGGUCCAGAACUUGUAAAUGGUUCCACCAGAUCACAGGCCUGGGUGGUGGUUUGACCUUGGCAAGCCUCUUUUUUCACCUCAGCAGAAUACCAGUUGGCCUCUCAUCCAAACAGAGACUGUGAAGCAGAGAACAAUCAUGUGAUUUCCUAACUAGUUGGCCAUCCAGAAGGUCUUUUCUCCCCACUGUCACCUCAGUAUAAGGGUCUAGGUCUUGUCAGUGGUGCUGCUUGUUCAGAUCACAGGCCAAUGUGGGCUUGGCCUCUUUUUCCACCUCAGCGGGGUACCAGUUGGCCUCUCAUCUAAACAGAUCGAACCAUGAAGCAGAGAACAAUCAUGCGAUUCCAUUCUUCUUGUUAUCUACACGUGGCCUGUGUAAAUGGUUAUUAGGAAAAGAGAGUUCUGUGACAGAUAGUGAACCAUAGUAAUAAAGGAUGUCAUAAGCCAUUUAUAACAUACCUUGCUGACUGUUAUGCCGUUGUGUGUCUGUCAGUGCCUGAGAUGUUGGGCUUCAAAAUGUUCACUCUGUUAAGAAACUAAACUUGUCCUAUUGGUAAUUUUUAACUAAAUGUUCAGGGUUAUUAAUAACAUCCAUAGGAGGAAAUGUAAUAUUCUGAAAUGUUGUUGAUUACUUCUGUCAGUUUUAAAAACAAAUUUCUGUGCUGCAGUGACAUUUUGGAUGUCCAAAAUUUGCAUUCAUGAAAUGGCCGUGAAUCGUGGAGCUGCCAGGUGCUUGACAAGACCUCCCUUCUUUAGUCCAAGGCAAGCAACCAAAAUGUGAGGUUCAGUCCUUGGUGGGCCAUCAUCCACAUCUGUUGGGCUGGAUUGGGCCACAAGCUACGUAAGUCAUACUGACUACAGCGAGGGCUGAGGCUAUAUAUCAGACCUUCCCAUUAACACUAUUCCUCACCAUCCCAAGAAGCAGAAACAUGCUACCCAUCUGACAAAUAUUUAAGCAUGAAUGGUAGCUACACUGUUGAAGCUCUUCUAAAGCUCUCAUGAAGGCAGAGAGGAAAUUGCACUAAGAAUAAACCAUGAACACUAUGCUCAGUAACUAGACCACUGAUACUUCUGACCACUGGUAGAACACCAAAUCUACAUGUCUUUGUCACCUGCUGCCAGAGUUCUCCCACUAUCAACAUGCAGACUGAUGGAAGUGUAUCAUCCUCAGGCGUUUCCACUUAAGAUAAGCAUUUGCCCCAUCUGUACCCGUGGGAAAGAACUUGGCCACACCCUGCCAUGUGCCUGGUUUCUGUCUUUUUGUUGACGUAAAAACCAAGUCUACACUCUUCCAAAGUCCUUGGCUGCAACUGACAUAUUCUAAUAGUCUAACCUGGAAUAUGUCAACUCCCUAUUGUCUGCCAGAUAACCAAGGAGUUUAAAGAACUUUGCAGAGUACUACACCUGCAAAACUGCUGUGUCGGGGCUUGCUUAUUUCCACCUAUAGUUGUUACAGUAGAUACCUAUCUAACCUGCUACUAGUGUUUUUGUUUGUUAACAGAUAGGUGAAAUUAUUCUUUGAGUUAUAAAUUUGUGUCCCUUUUUCCUCAAUUCCUUUCAUCUGUCUAUUGGUUUGUUUGGGUCAGCGCAGUUUCAUCCUGAUGUCCAGAAAGGUCUUUAUUAUGUUCAAAUCAGUGCUGUUUUUGAGGGGGGAUUUGCUUUUCUUAACUUGGACUGUUGUAGCAAUAUGGUUCAGCAAAUCAGCCUCAGGAGUGUUUACUAUAUCAUUCGGUUAUAAAUCGUGGAUGUUUGCAGUGUUACCAAUAAAAUCUGGUUAAUCUG